AUGAGCACGUCGUCCCUUGAUGAUCAAGCUGCUCAGCUCAAUGAAGUCUGGGAAGUUGAGGCAAAGGGUCGCGCUAAGAUCCUGGAGGCAAAUGAUCGCCGAAGAAAACGAUUACGAGAAGCACAACUUUUAGCUCAAUCAGAGAUUGAUCGGUUCAAAGAGGUAAAAAUGAUUUUGAAUUUGUUUCAAGUGAGUAACGUGCUUGAUAUGCAGGAAAAGGAAGCUGCCUUCAGACUUAAGUGCCAAUCAUUCGAAAAUGAAGACAAACGGCGCAAAAGAGCACUGAUACGUGAUGUCGAAAGAGAACUGGAUUAUAUGGAAGCAAGAGUUCAACUUUGUAAAUCAACAGUCAGUCACUCUAAUGAUGACUUGCAUAUAGUGUCAUACUGCGACAAAGCAAGGAAGGGAGAUGUCCGUGAACAUUGCGAAGCGUUCGUAAUCUUCGAGAUAAGGAUUAGAGUUGAUAUUAGUGCAAAGAAGUGA
This is a messenger RNA of Cylicostephanus goldi, 483 nucleotides long. The record is from the annotation of a GenBank genome assembly. Lineage: Eukaryota; Metazoa; Nematoda; Chromadorea; Rhabditida; Strongylidae.